Molecule: messenger RNA, 1814 nt
Organism: Rana temporaria (common frog)
Lineage: Eukaryota; Metazoa; Chordata; Amphibia; Anura; Ranidae
Product: zinc finger protein OZF-like
Exons: 4
Coding region: 221-1687 (488 amino acids)
Source: RefSeq, a predicted model, not a curated record
ACAGGAAGUGAUGUCAGGAAUAAACAGGAAGUUCCGGGUCAGAGGUGACUCGUCACUCUAGGGAAGUAGAGAGGACAUCGCUGGAACUUGCAGCAGAGGAGAGUGGAAUCCUCGGGGAUAAUAUUUUGGUGCUAACGAAGCGUUUAAAGUGGAAGACGAGACGUAUGGUGAGACGAAGGUGCUUUCUGAAGGACACAAGGAUCCCCAUAAGGACAUUACGAUGGAGCCAUCUGAUAGAAGCAACUCACGAGAGGAAAGUCCCCGUCCUCGGGAUUCCACACAGGAAGGUCCCACCAUCCCUCACCAUCAUCAGGGUGAGGAACAGAUGGAUAUAAAUGCCGAGGUGAAGAAGGAGGAAGAAGAAAAGACGGAUGUGACGGGUGAUCAGCAGAGUACGAAGGAGGAUGUGGUUAAGGUUACAAUCAAAGAGGAGGAAUCUUCAUCAGAUAUCAGCUCAGAUGGACAAAAUGCCCAUGGGAAGACACAGGAAGGGGAGAAUCCAUAUUCAUGUGAAGAGUGCGGUAAAAGUUUUACAUGGAAGAGUGCCUUCACCAGGCACAAGCAGAUUCACAACAAUGAUGGUCUUUUUUCCUGUCCAGAUUGUGGCAAGUCCUUUAACCAAAAAGCAUCUCUUACGCAUCAUCUGAAAUUUCACUUAGAUAAAGGUUUGUUGUCCUGCUCAGAGUGCGGCAAAGAGUUUAAGACCAAAUAUGAACUUCAGGUCCAUUGGCGGGUUCACGCGGGUCGGGAGAUCUUUUCGUGCUCGGAGUGCGACAAAUGCUUCUCACAGAAAGGACACCUUCUUAGACACCAGAGAAGCCACACGGGCGAACGUCCUUUCCCGUGUUCGGUUUGCGGCAAAUCCUUCUCAAGGAAAUCGCAUCUCCUUCGACACCAGAGAGGUCACACCGACGAUCAAUCCUUUCCGUGUUCAGAGUGCGGAAAAACUUUCUUACGGGAAGGACAGCUUCUUCGACACCAGAAAAGCCACAGGAGCGAACGUCGUCGUUUCCUCUGUUCGGAUUGCGGAAAAUCUUUCUCGCGGAAAACAGAUCUCAUUAUCCAUCACAGGAGUCACACGGGGGAACGCCCUUUUCUAUGUUCAGAGUGCGGGAAAUCCUUCCAACGGAAAACACAACUCCUUAGACACCAGAGAAGUCACACCAGGGAGCGUCCUUUUUCUUGCUUGGAGUGCGGAAAAUCUUUCUCGCGGAAAGAAUACGUUCUUAUACACCAGAGAAGCCACACCGGCGAGCGCCCUUUCUCCUGCAUAGAGUGCGGAAAAACCUUCACCCUAAAGGCGAGCCUUAUCGCGCACCAGAAAAGUCACGAAGACGAGCAUUAUUUUUAUUGCCUGGAGUGCCCGAAGUCCUUCAAAACGAAACCUCAACUCGCCUUACACCAGAAAUUUCACGCCGGCCAGCGGGUCUUCUCCUGCCCGGAGUGCGAGACGUUGUUCUGUAGCAAGUCGAAACUUGAUGCACACCAGCGGGUUCACACCGGCGAAAGGCCCUUUUCCUGCUCCGAGUGCGGGAAGCUUUUCGCGCAAAAGAAAAACCUGCAGUCUCAUCAGAAGAUCCAUGCCGGAGAGAAGCCGUUCGGCUGCUUGGAGUGCGGAAAAUGUUUCAUACGGAAACAACAUCUAGUUAAACACCAGAAAAUGCACAACCGUCAAAAAAAAUCGUAGCCAACCUCUCUGUAGACUGAAUUCUUAUUUUCAUAGAUGGGUUCUAUCAACAAAAGAUACAAUUUAUAGGGUCGGUUCGUCUAAAAUUCCAGUCCAUGGGGUGGUGUGAUGGAUUGAGGGUUGUUCC